Molecule: messenger RNA, 1212 nt
Organism: Diabrotica virgifera virgifera (western corn rootworm)
Lineage: Eukaryota; Metazoa; Arthropoda; Insecta; Coleoptera; Chrysomelidae
Exons: 3
Coding region: 77-853 (258 amino acids)
Molecular function (GO): protein dimerization activity
Source: RefSeq, a predicted model, not a curated record
GAUCCAUUUUGCCGCAGACUUACUAAACCCUCGGUCUGUUGGUGCAAAUUUAUCAUCAGCCGAAAGGAUUGAAGCGAUGAAAUACAUUACUACUAUGUCAACCACGACCACGAUAGAGAUUGGUGAUGAAGGAGUGUCAAAGAUUACUGAGGAUUUAGGAAACUAUUUAGCUAAAACAGACUUUUUUGGCGAAACAUUUUUAUGGAACAUACUCGAUAAUGUCUCUUUGGUUACAUGGUGGAAAGGAUUUUGUGGACAUUCAUGCCUCUCCAAAGUUGCAGUCAGGAUAUUGACAAUGCCGUGCACUUCUGCGGCAACAGAGAGAAGCUUUAGCUCCCAGAGCAGCAUUCAUACGAAGAGAAGAAAUCGCCUAACAACUCAAAGGGCAGCAAAUUUAAAUUAUAUACAAUAUAAUUCAAAAUUGCUGAAACGUUCACGACAACAUCACAUACAAAGUCAAUAUCCUAUAGAAGAGACUGUACAGAACAACGUUUCGAUAGAAGGUAGAAACUUACAGAAGGAGAUAGAAGUAAUUGAAAACCAUAUUUCCGAAGAGGAAGAAUUAGACGAGACAAUAUCAUCAUGGCAUUCAAAUACAACAGGAAAUGGAAAUUCCGACGAUGAUUUUAAUUUUGCUGACUUUGCAAUGACCGAUGAUGAAAUUGAUCAAAGAAUGGAAACUAGGGAACAGAGACCAGCACGCAUUUUGAGACAAAGCAAAGUGAACAUUUUAGAAAACGUCUUAAUGAAAUCGGGUAAAGGCACAGAACAACCCCAAAAAAAAACGGAAGUCGAGAAGGAUACUUCAGAUGCCGAAAACAAGGUAGUUAGAUCUGUAUAUAUUAUAUUAUAAACCCAUUAUUUUUACUCUCUAUGUUUACACUUUCCUAUUUAAUUUCAGGAUGCAGUUCUGGAUUUGCCGGAGAUAAAAAAAAUUACACAAGGCUCAUUGGAAGAGCAAACAAUUGAAACUUCGACGUUUUAUAACAAGAAGGUCUCCAGUUGUCUGCGAAAAAGGAAGUUGUGAUUUAUAAAAGCCGCUUAAAACAAAACUAAAGAACCUAUGUUUUCAUUUCUUUAUUAUUUGUAUGUAUUUCUUAUCCACUUUUCUUUAUUUCAUAAGUAUGUAGUUACUUUGUGUUUAUUAUAUUCAAUAUGAAUGCAAACAAUUGAUUUUUUAAUACAAUGAACAUAAAUUACAUAAGUUACAUA